Molecule: messenger RNA, 591 nt
Organism: Protopterus annectens (West African lungfish)
Lineage: Eukaryota; Metazoa; Chordata; Ceratodontiformes; Protopteridae
Product: protein FAM133-like
Exons: 1
Biological process (GO): nucleosome assembly
Cellular component (GO): nucleosome
Molecular function (GO): structural constituent of chromatin; DNA binding
Source: RefSeq, a predicted model, not a curated record
AAAAAAAAAAAAAAAAAAAAAAAAAAAAAAAAAAAAAAAAAAAAAAAAAAAAAAAAAAAAAAAAAAAAAAAAAAAAAAAAAAAAAAAAAAAAAAAAAAAAAAAAAAAAAAAAAAAAAAAAAAAAAAAAAAAAAAAAAAAAAAAAAAAAAAAAAAAAAAAAAAAAAAAAAAAAAAAAAAAAAAAAAAAAAAAAAAAAAAAAAAAAAAAAAAAAAAAAAAAAAAAAAAAAAAAAAAAAAAAAAAAAAAAAAAAAAAAAAAAAAAAAAAAAAAAAAAAAAAAAAAAAAAAAAAAAAAAAAAAAAAAAAAAAAAAAAAAAAAAAAAAAAAAAAAAAAAAAAAAAAAAAAAAAAAAAAAAAAAAAAAAAAAAAAAAAAAAAAAAAAAAAAAAAAAAAAAAAAAAAAAAAAAAAAAAAAAAAAAAAAAAAAAAAAAAAAAAAAAAAAAAAAAAAAAAAAAAAAAAAAAAAAAAAAAAAAAAAAAAAAAAAAAAAAAAAAAAAAAAAAAAAAAAAAAAAAAAAAAAAAAAAAAAAAAAAAAAAAAAAAAAAAAAAAAAAAAAAAAAAAAAAAAAAAAAAAAAAAAAAAAAAAAAAAAA